This is a messenger RNA of Salvia miltiorrhiza (redroot sage), 2555 nucleotides long. RefSeq lists its product as uncharacterized. Gene Ontology annotation, molecular function: DNA binding. The record is from RefSeq and is a predicted model, not a curated record. The coding region runs from base 219 to 2177 and encodes 652 amino acids. Lineage: Eukaryota; Viridiplantae; Streptophyta; Magnoliopsida; Lamiales; Lamiaceae. The transcript is spliced from 10 exons.
UACAAAAUUUGGUGAACUAUCAUACAACAGUACAGAGUACACUGACUCUCUCUCUCUCUCUCACACACACACACACGCACUAAAGUGUCACUCGCGACUCCCGAGUAAAAAUUACUAGUAAAGAAAAGAAAAAAAGAGAGAGAAAGAGAGAAAUAAUUCAAUCUUUGACGAAAACGGAACGCAUAUGAUCUUCGGAAUUUUAAUCUAAAUGCUUAAUCAUGUUCCGAGCUUCUCCCCCAUCGGAUUCAGCAACGAAUGACCAACAAAGUGACAUGCGAUCUGAUUCCAGUGUAGUCGUACAUCCAGUUGUUGGUGCAGCAUGGAGAGGGAGGUUUAGUAUCCCCUGUCUGAAUUUAGACAUCAAUGUAGCUGCUCAUGUCUCCAAUAAGGCAUGCUUGAAAGUAUCGGAGGUAGCCAGUACAAUGCCCAAGUCAUUGUGCUUGGAAAUGAUUCCACGUAUUGAUACAUGGCCAGCAUCCUUUAAAGGUUCACCACCUACUGAACACAGUAUCGCGCUCUUUUUCUUCUCUAAGGGAAGAGAUGAAGAAGUUCUUGAUAACUUGGUGACUCAUGCAAUCUGCACAGACUUUGCCCUCAAAUCAAUGAUUGGCGAAGCAGAGCUGUUAAUAUUUACUUCUCUUCAACUCCCACAGAACCUUCACAGAUUACAGGGGAAACCUUAUUUCUGGGGAGUUUUCAGGGGACAGCAAGGUGCUGUUUCUCCUCAAACUGAAUAUAAUGUUCAUGGUCAAACCAUUAGAGCAAGGAAGAGUUUAUCUCCAAACUCAGGUUACCCCAAGAGCUUUAACUUGAAGGGGAGUCCAGACUCUUUUCCGAGCAAGAACAGUCCUUUAACACAAGUUUCUAAAGCUGAUAGAAGAGGAAGACGUUUAGAUGAUGCUUGGCAACAUGCCAAGCCAUUGGACUUACUAAGACAAAAGGCAGAGUGCCGGUAUUGUGGUUUUGUUUCUUCACAUGGUGGCAUUUCACGCCUUAAGGCACAUUUGGGGGGAGGGAACCCUGGGACCCGUCUACCAGGCUGCGAUAAUGUGUCUCCUGAAGUUAAGAAAGUCAUGGCUGAAUGGUUUAGUGAAUGGGUAAAAAAAACGAAAGCUCUUUGGACGAAAGACAUUAGAGCAGAAUCUGCAGGAUAUGUUGAUAAAAGGGGAAUGACUCGUGAUGCUACUCAGGGACAUGAUAAGCCAUUAGAUACCGUACCAUUUGAACAGACAGAUUGCAAAUAUUUUGGUGGUGAAUCUUUGCCUGGAGGAAUUUUACAUCGUAAGGUACAUUUAGGUGGAGGAUCAAAAAUGCACCAGGAGGAUUGGUAUAAGGUGUCUCCUGAAAUAAAAGGGAGCAUGUCUGAUUGGGUAAAAAAUUUGACAGCAUCUAAAAUGAAAAAAUCCAAAGCAGCUGGUGAACAGCCUGAGAGAAGGGGAAGACCGCUAGAUGAUGCCUGGGGACAUGCAAAGGCAUUGGAUGAUGCUAGGCAAAAGACAAGGUGCAAUCAUUGUGGCUUUGUUUCUACUUAUGGGGGGAUCUCGCGUUUAAAGGCCCAUUUGGGUGGAGGGUCUCCUCAAAUGCAGUUGCAAGGUUGCCCUCAGGUGCCACUAGAAGUUAAGAGGGUUAUGGAACAAUGGUUCAGUGAGUGGUCAAAAAACUCAGCAGCUGCUUGGACUCGAAACUCUAAUGCAACUCCUGCCAGACCUUCUAAGAGGAGCAAGCCAGAUGAUGCAUGGGAACAUGCUAUUCCGCUUGAUGAAACAGGAGAGGCCUCAAGGUGCAAGUAUUGCGGUUUUGUUUCUAAAUGUGGAGGAAUUGCUCGGUUGAAGGCUCAUUUGAGUGGAGGUGAUCGCAUGAUGCAGGUAGAAUGUUGCCCUAAUGUAUCUCCAGAAAUUAGAAAUUUGAUGGCUACCGGAAAAAAGAAACACAGGAAAAAGUCGAAAGGUGUACCCCUGGAUACCUUUGAAGGCGUAUUACAAGGGAUACCAAGGACAUCAAGCGAAGCGCAGUGGUCUGACAAGCAACGCUUCGUUCUCCAAGAAACUCUCGAUGAGAUCUCAAAUACGAGUGUAAAAGGGAGACUAAAAAGAUUAAUAGAAGCGAAGAAUGCCAAUGUGCAAGAGAUGCAGUUUGAAGUGAGUUCACUUCAGAUGCAGUUAGCUUCAAUUCCUUAGCAGACUUUAACAUUCAGGCAGCAGCUUUUUACAUAUAUAGGCAAAUAUUCCUACCUGACUACCUGGUUUAGGUAUAUGACCUAGUAACUUUGUAUGAUAAAAUCUUUAAAAAAGAAAAAGAAAUCGUUUGUAAGUGUUCGCAAUCAAAUUGUUGGGGCUUGUGUGUGUGUGUGUGUGUGUAGUGUGAUCACUGUGAUGGUUGUUUGUUUUAUUUUCCCCCUUCUUUUCUCACCUUUAGUGCGUCAGAAUGUAUCAUAUAAACUCGAGACGAGCUCUAUGCAUUUGUAGUUCAAUUUCUUUUUUGUUGAUCUUUUUAUCCUAUUUAAGGGUGUAAUCAAACUGAAUCGAAUAGCGUUAUGUUCAAGUUUAAUUUGUUUA